Mauremys mutica (yellowpond turtle) is the source of this 1995-nucleotide messenger RNA. RefSeq names its product deleted in malignant brain tumors 1 protein-like. The record is from RefSeq and is a predicted model, not a curated record. Gene Ontology annotation, cellular component: membrane. NCBI's taxonomy places the organism in Eukaryota, Metazoa, Chordata, Testudines, Geoemydidae.
AUGAAGAUGCAGGAGUGCUCUGCUCAGAUCAGACUGGUAAAUGGUGCAGAUCAUUGCUCUGGGAGAGUGGAAAUUUAUUACAAUGGUAUCUGGGGAACAGUCUGUGAUGAUUCCUGGGAUAUAUUGGACUCCAAUGUCAUUUGCAAACAACUGGGAUGUGGACACGCCAUCAAUGCAACUGUCUCUGCUCAUUAUGGGGAAGGAGCUGGGCAGAUCUGGCUGGACAAUGUGAACUGCUCUGGAACUGAAUCCAGUCUGUGGGCCUGUCCUUCCAGGGGAUGGGGUCAGCAUAACUGUGGACACACCAAUGAUGCAGGAGUUAUCUGCUCAGGUAGGUUCAAGCAAGUCAGACUCAUAAAUGGAGCAGACCAUUGUGAAGGGAGAGUGGAAGUAAAUUAUAGAGGCACCUGGGGGACAACAAUCUGUGAUGAUUCCUGGGACCUAUCAGAUGCCAAUGUUGUUUGCAAACACCUGGGAUGUGGGCAUUCCAUCAAUGUAACUGCUGCUCAUUAUGGGGAAGGAUCAGGGCAGAUCUGGCUGGAUGAAUUGAACUGCUCUGGAAAUGAAUCCUAUCUCUUGGCAUGUUAUUCCAGAGGAUGGGGCCAGCACAACUGUGGACACAAAGAAGAUGCAGGAGUUCUCUGUUCAGGAAGCAAGCAGCUCAGACUGGUGAAUGGGGCAGAUCGCUGCUCUGGGAGAGUGGAAAUCUAUAAUGAUGGCAUGUGGGGAACAGUCUGUGAUGAUUUCUGGGACCUAUCAGAUUCCAAUGUUGUUUGCAAACAGCUUGGAUGUGGACACACUCUUCUUUCAAAUCUCUCUGGACAUUAUGGGGAAGGAUCAGGGAAGAUCUGGCUAGAUGAUCUGAAUUGUUCUGGGAAUGAAUCCAAGCUCUGGGAAUGUCCUUCCAGAGGAUGGGAUCAACAUAACUGUCAUCACUAUGAAGACGUAGGAAUUCUCUGCUCAGGAAGCCAACAGGUCAGACUGGUGAAUGGGAUCGAUCACUGUGCAGGGAGAGUGGAGAUUUCUUACAAUGGCACCUGGGGGACAGUCUGUGAUGAUUCCUGGGACCUAUCAGAUGCCAGUAUCAUUUGCAAACAACUGAGAUGUGGACAUGCCAUCAGUGCAACUGUCUCUGCUCAUUAUGGGCAAGGAUCAGGGCAGAUCUGGCUGGAUGAGUUGAAAUGCUCUGGAACCGAAUCCACUCUCUCAGAAUGUUCUUCCGAGGGUUGGGGGAAGCAUAACUGUGGGCAUCAUGAAGAUGCAGGAGUGCUCUGUUCAGGAAGCAAACAGAUCAGACUGGUGAAUGGAGCAGAUCGAUGUGCUGGGAGAGUGGAAAUUUAUUACAAUGACACCUGGGGGACAGUCUGUGAUGAUUCCUGGGACACAUCAGAUGCCAAUGUUGUUUGCCAAGAAUUGGGAUGUGGACUCGCCAUCAAUGCACCUGGCUCAGGUCAUUAUGGGCAAGGAUCAGGGCAGAUUUGGCUGGAUGAUGUGAGUUGCUCUGGGAGUGAAUCCUAUCUUCGGGACUGUUCCUCCAGUGGAUGGGGUCAGCACAACUGUGGGCACGGUGAAGACGCUGGAGUUCUCUGCUCAGAUGGGAUUCCGGUGCUGCUCCAACCGGUGAAUGGAGUAGGCAGAUGCUCUGGGAGAGUGGAAAUUUAUUACAAUGACACCUGGGGGACAGUCUGUGAUGAUUCCUGGGGCACAUCAGAUGCCAAUGUUGUUUGCUAAGAAUUGGGAUGUGGACACGCCAUCAAUGCACCUGGCUCAGCUCAUUAUGGGCAAGGAUCAGGGCAGAUCUGGCUGGAUGAUGUGAGUUGCUCUGGAAGCGAAUCCUAUUUUUGGGACUGUUCCUCCAGUGGAUGGGGUCAGCACAACUGUGGGCACGGUGAAGACGCUGGAGUUCUCUGCUCAGGAAGCAAACAGAUCAGACUGGUGAAUGGAGCAGAUCAUUGUGCUGGGAGAGUGGAGGAAGCAAACAGAUCAGACUGGUGA